AUGGUCGUCCUGGCCAGCAGUGUGCUGGGGUUGUCAACCUACGAUUAUCUAGAGGUGGUCAAGAACUUUGCCGACAAUUUACUGGCUCCAAAGAAUAUUGCGGUAGUCCAAAGCAUCAACAGCACCUUGUUCGCCGAGGACGUCUCUGGUACGCAGCUGACGAACCCCAGUUUUGAUGGUCGAGAACUGUCUACACUAACCUAUCAGCUUUUUGGGCUAUUUGUCAAUACUGCCAGCGACCCAAAUGACCCAUCACCACUCGGCUCUCCUAUCUCGUAUAAUGUCACUGCUUUGGCCGUGGAACAUAACACCGUAGCGACUUCUGUCAAAUUUGAAUUUUUCUAUCCGGCCCUGGGGGUCUCGUUCCCAAUCCAGGUGAGCAUCUAG
Molecule: messenger RNA, 387 nt
Organism: Tremella mesenterica DSM 1558
Lineage: Eukaryota; Fungi; Basidiomycota; Tremellomycetes; Tremellales; Tremellaceae
Exons: 6
Coding region: 1-387 (128 amino acids)
Source: RefSeq, a predicted model, not a curated record